AUGUCCUUCCACGCGACGCCUUUACUCUACCUCAAUAUGGGAGGCGAGAUGUUAUAUGUUUUACGUGAAAGAUUGAGAGCUCAGAGGGUCGAUGUCGAAAAAACUAUCCAAGUAAUGGAUGAUGUGACGACAGCCCUUUUGAAUCCAAAGACACUCUCCUCAAUAUUUGAAAAGUCUCCAUUAAUGGAUAUGGCUUCCAUUCGCUCGAUUCUCGAAAGCGUUGUACUUUGCUCAAUAAUGAAAUUGGAUUCAAACAGCAUGAAUAAAUUAUUCGAUUUGAUGACGAUGAUGUUUAAAUAUCAAUUAACGGCAGCAACCGGACCUAGAGAAGUCAUUCUCAUCACCUUAAAUCACACAGAUGCGAUGAGAGACAUGGUCACGGACGAAAGUGCACACGAAUGUGUGAGCUUAGUUCAUCAAAUGAUUGUUGACUUGUAUGCAAAUCUGAGGUAUGAAGAAGUUUGGCAAGCGAGAAAUGAUUGCUUGGAUCUCCUGAGAAAUUAUAAUGUGCGAGUGAAUGUUCUCUUAAGACUCGGCCUUCAAAAUCAAAAUGCCACAUUCAAUAUUGGAAAACCAAAUUACAACGAGCGAUAUGAAAAACAAAGGGCAGAAAUUGGCCAAUUGAAACUCACGGACAUAAUUUGCGAAAAGUGCACGAUUGGAUCCUUCAACCUAUUUGGAGAUCGGAUCACUGUACUUGGAAAGAAUAUAUAUUCUCCCUCGUUUGGAAAACAACCGAAACCCUGUUUAAAACGAACCAGUCGACAAUUAUCGACAGAUCCUGGAUGUAAAGCCGAACUUGGAAUGCUUGCCUUGCAAUUGGGAACGGAGGAAACGAUCUACGAAAGGCCCUUCAGCCUAACGCUUUACGUAAAUGACAAAAAUACGAAUUCGAAAAGUGAAAUUAACAUAGAUCAGACCGAAAAUUAUCUUCAAGAUGAUGAUGAAAUAGAAGGAAAGUCAAAUAAAAAUAAGCAAGAAUACAAAAACAAACUCGAGAGUUUGUACGGUGACUUGGAAGACGAUUCCAAUGAUAUAAAAAGGAGCAUGGACCUUCUUGACCUUCUAGACGAAGUUUAAUCGAAACUUCGAAAAUGUUACGACAAUAUUUUUAUAGCUUAUUUUAUAUUUGUUUAAUACCUUCUGUUUAUAUGCAAAGUUAUAACAGUUUGUCAAUUUUAACCAUUUGAAAUAGUUUUAAGUGAGAUAUUUUUAUUAGUUUUUUAUUAUUAUUAUUCGCAUUGUUUUGAAUUUUACUAAUAAUUUGAAUUCAUUUUAUAUUUCUGUUCAAGUUUCAAUGUUAAGAGAUUUUUAUGUAAUUACCUGAAAAACUUCCUUUAUAUCUCGUUCGAUAAGAUAACGGCAGUGUUCAUAUUUCAAGAAUCAAUAAAAUAUCGAGUGCCUUUGUGGAAUGAAAGCCACCAAGUGUGUAAAAAAAUCGUCUUUAAUACGACU
This is a messenger RNA of Belonocnema kinseyi, 1455 nucleotides long. RefSeq names its product protein OSCP1 (gene OSCP1). NCBI's taxonomy places the organism in Eukaryota, Metazoa, Arthropoda, Insecta, Hymenoptera, Cynipidae. The coding region runs from base 1 to 1080 and encodes 359 amino acids. The record is from RefSeq and is a predicted model, not a curated record. Gene Ontology annotation, cellular component: cytoplasm; plasma membrane. The transcript has 4 exons. Gene Ontology annotation, biological process: transport.